CUUUUUGAUCAUCAAGCAAAAGCCAAACACAGGCACACACAAAACCCUCUGCUUUUCUAUCUCUCUCUCUCUAGCUCUCUUUUGUUUAAGACAAAAAAAAUCAAACCCUUUAUUUUAAUGGCUACUUCACUUACACUCUCGACUCCAGAGACAGAUAACCCAACAAAAAAACCCGUUGAAGGCGAAGCUAAACCAGCUAUGGAGUUUGCGAAGAGCAGCAACAAAGGAAGGAAGCCUAAUGGGAAAGCUCCAUGCCCAAAGAAACAGCCGCAAAGAGGCAUGGGAGUUGCUCAACUCGAACAUUUAAGGAAAAUGAGUGAAACGAGAGCCACGACGACGAUAACCCAGUUCCCUUGUGAAACUAGUGGAGGAGCUGGUAAUAUCCCCGUGCUUCACGGUGUAGCGAACUAUGGUGUUCCCAUGGUGAUCAAUGGUGGAAACGGAGGGUUUUGGGGUUGGGGUGGGGAAGCAGAUGGUUUUAUGAUGCAGAGAGUUGUUAUAAAUGGAGGGUUUGGUGGGUCUAAUGGUCAGCUUUUGGUGGGAAAUCCUGGUAAUUUACAGGUUGGUAUUGUUGAGGCUUCUAAGGAGCUCUCUUCAAUGCCAAAGUUGCAGCAUUGUAAGCCUGAUCGUUGUGAUUCUUGCUUUAAGAAGAAGCGUUGCAAUGGGGAAUCUGAAACGGGGAAGUUGAAUGGAGGGAUAUUGAACCAAUUUGGACAAACUUUCCCCAGAAAAGAAGUUGAUUUCCAUGGAUGGAAGAACCUGGAAAACAAUCAGAAUCACACCAAUGAAGAGAUGAAUGGGUUCAGUUCAAGAGCUGCAAGGAGUGCUUAUGCCUAUGCAGCAACAUGCCAAAAGAACAACACCAAUGAGACUGUGGGUGUGUUAGCUAUUCACAAGAAGGGAAACUCAGCUGGCACUGGAAGUUAUGUGAUGGAGUAUGAAUUUUUCCCAGGGAAAACCGGCAGAAACACAGCUUCCAAGGAAUGGGAAUUGCCUCAAGAAGGUUCCUUUUCACUUGGUGAUGAAGCUUCUCAUGCUAGUGCUUCUAAUUGUUUUGAUUUGUCACUCAAGCUUUCUUAUUAGAACCAUAUAUACAGGGAAAUUAA
Molecule: messenger RNA, 1106 nt
Organism: Hibiscus syriacus
Lineage: Eukaryota; Viridiplantae; Streptophyta; Magnoliopsida; Malvales; Malvaceae
Product: protein SPOROCYTELESS-like
Exons: 3
Coding region: 118-1083 (321 amino acids)
Molecular function (GO): DNA-binding transcription factor activity
Source: RefSeq, a predicted model, not a curated record